Apaloderma vittatum (bar-tailed trogon) is the source of this 1539-nucleotide messenger RNA. Its product is annotated as cadherin-4. The record is from RefSeq and is a predicted model, not a curated record. Gene Ontology annotation, cellular component: plasma membrane; adherens junction; catenin complex. Gene Ontology annotation, biological process: cell morphogenesis; cell-cell junction assembly; homophilic cell-cell adhesion. The transcript is spliced from 10 exons. Lineage: Eukaryota; Metazoa; Chordata; Aves; Trogoniformes; Trogonidae. Gene Ontology annotation, molecular function: cadherin binding; calcium ion binding. The annotation marks the transcript as partial.
AAAGUUCAGCAGUACAUCGUCAUUGUUCAAGCCACAGAUAUGGAAGGAAAUCUUAACUAUGGUCUCUCAAACACGGCAACAGCGAUCAUUACGGUGACGGAUGUGAAUGACAACCCACCCGAAUUCACCACCAGCACUUAUUCAGGAGAGGUUCCUGAGAACAGAGUGGAGGUUGUGGUGGCCAAUCUGACCGUGAUGGACCGGGAUCAGCCUCACUCCCCGAACUGGAAUGCCAUCUACCGCAUCAUCAGCGGAGACCCCUCCGGCCACUUCACCAUCCGGACAGACCCCGUCACCAAUGAGGGCAUGGUAACCGUCGUGAAGGCAGUCGAUUACGAGAUGAAUAGAGCUUUCAUGCUGACAGUGAUGGUAUCAAACCAAGCUCCCCUGGCCAGUGGCAUCCAGAUGUCCUUCCAGUCGACAGCUGGCGUCACCAUUUCAGUCACAGAUGUCAACGAGGCGCCGUAUUUCCCAACGAACCACAAGUUAAUCAGGCUGGAGGAAGGGGUGCCUACGGGGACAGUCCUGACAACAUUUUCGGCGGUGGAUCCUGAUCGCUUCAUGCAGCAAGCCGUAAGAUACUCUAAGCUGUCAGAUCCUGCAAACUGGCUGAACAUUAAUGCCACAAAUGGUCAGAUCACUACUGCUGCUGUCCUUGAUCGAGAGUCAGACUACAUUAAGAAUAAUGUCUACGAGGCCACAUUCUUGGCGGCUGACAACGGUAUACCCCCCGCGAGCGGCACCGGCACUCUGCAGAUCUACCUAAUCGAUAUCAACGAUAACGCUCCUGAGCUCCUGCCAAAGGAGGCACAGAUCUGUGAAAAGCCAAACCUGAAUGUCAUCAACAUAACAGCCGCGGAUGCUGACAUCGAUCCGAACGUUGGGCCCUUUGUCUUCGAGCUGCCAAGUGUGCCAUCUGCAGUGAGGAAGAACUGGACCAUAACACGGCUGAAUGGUGACUAUGCCCAGCUUAGUUUACGGAUCAUGUACCUGGAAGCGGGUGUGUACGAUGUCCCGAUUAUUGUGACGGACUCAGGAAACCCUCCCUUGUACAACACCUCUGUCAUCAAAGUGAAGGUGUGCCCGUGCGACGAGAACGGCGACUGCACCACCAUCGGGGCGGUGGCCGCGGCGGGGCUGGGCACAGGCGCCAUCAUCGCUAUCUUGAUCUGCAUCAUCAUCUUACUAACCAUGGUCCUGCUCUUCGUGGUGUGGAUGAAACGCCGGGAGAAGGAGCGCCACACCAAGCAGCUCCUCAUCGACCCCGAGGACGACGUCAGGGACAAUAUUCUGAAGUACGACGAAGAGGGAGGUGGAGAGGAAGACCAGGAUUACGAUUUAAGCCAGCUCCAGCAGCCAGAGACCAUGGAUCACGUGCUGAACAAGACACCUGGAGUCAGAAGGGUGGAUGAAAGACCUAUUGGUGCUGAACCCCAGUAUCCUAUAAGACCAGUAAUCCCGCAUCCAGGGGAUAUUGGUGACUUUAUUAAUGAGGGCCUGCGCGCCGCGGACAACGACCCCACGGCCCCCCGAUAUUGA